Messenger RNA from Olea europaea var. sylvestris, 698 nucleotides. RefSeq names its product protein PLANT CADMIUM RESISTANCE 2-like. The record is from RefSeq and is a predicted model, not a curated record. The transcript is spliced from 4 exons. NCBI's taxonomy places the organism in Eukaryota, Viridiplantae, Streptophyta, Magnoliopsida, Lamiales, Oleaceae. The coding region runs from base 27 to 572 and encodes 181 amino acids.
AUCAACUCUUGUCCAUCAGUGACAAAAUGUAUCCGCCAACACACCACUAUGCUGACGGCCAUCCGGGAUCUAUCGCCGCCACCGGACUUCCGGAAAACAUUCCUAAACAGCCUUAUGUCCCUCAUCCUCUACUCUCCCCUCAUGUCGUUGCCGGAAGGGUACCGGGAAGGUGGUCAACCGGUCUUUGCCACUGCUGCGAUGAUCCUGCAAAUUGUUUCAUCACUUGGUUUUGUCCCUGCAUUACUUUUGGACAGAUUGCUGAGAUAGCGAGUAAAGGUUCAUCGCCUUGUGCAGAAAGUGGGAUGAAAUAUGCACUGCUUCUUGUGACUGGUUUUGCAUGCUUAUAUUCAUGUUUCUAUCGAUCAAAAUUGAGGAGCCAAUAUGACUUGGAAGAAUCACCUUGUGUGGAUUGCCUUGUGCAUUUCUGCUGUGAAACAUGUGCACUUUGUCAAGAAUACAGAGAGCUGCGUGAGCGUGGAUUUGAUAUGGGAAUAGGUUGGGAAGCCAACAUGGAUAGGCGACAACGUGGAGUAACAGUAGCUCCAAUUAUAACUUCGGGAAUGAGAAGAUGAAUUAGUCCUCUUGGUUUAAUUUUAUGUAAUUGCAAUUUUUGCUUGUCAAAAUUUCGUUUUUUUUUUUUCAUUCAUAAUUGUUUUGGUCUCUGUGUGAGUUGGUGUGAACCAUAUGUAGUUGAUUGA